CGGACGGUGGUAUUAUCAGGAUUGUUAAAUGACGGAUAAGGAUUGCGCUGCAGUGUUUUAUCAAACUAAAGGAUACCUCCCGCGCACUUUUACUCGAGCAGCGCGCCGUGAACAUGCCCCUUGCAGUUGACUUAUUGCACCCUUCUUUACGUGACGAAAAGCGGAAAUGUAAACUGAAGCGCUUGGUUCCAUCUCCUAACUCGUUUUUCAUGGAUGUCAAGUGCCCUGGUUGCCUGAAAAUACAGAUUGUUUUCAGCCAUGCUCAGAUACCCGUUGUCUGUCCUGGUUGCGACCGAAUACUCUGUCAACCGACCGGCGGCCGAACACGGUUAGCAAAUGGAUGCAGUUAUCGAAAAAAGACGCGAUAGGAUGUAUAGCGAAUCUUGUAAAGAUUAACUGCAUUAAAGAACUUUUGGAA
Messenger RNA from Dicrocoelium dendriticum, 418 nucleotides. The record is from the annotation of a GenBank genome assembly. Lineage: Eukaryota; Metazoa; Platyhelminthes; Trematoda; Plagiorchiida; Dicrocoeliidae.